Trichoderma virens Gv29-8 is the source of this 1962-nucleotide messenger RNA. RefSeq lists its product as uncharacterized. NCBI's taxonomy places the organism in Eukaryota, Fungi, Ascomycota, Sordariomycetes, Hypocreales, Hypocreaceae. Gene Ontology annotation, molecular function: protein binding. The record is from RefSeq and is a predicted model, not a curated record. The coding region runs from base 1 to 1962 and encodes 653 amino acids. The transcript has 3 exons.
AUGGCCUGGCAAGACCCAAAUAAUGACCAGUGCAAUGAUUUUAUUGCUGCUCUGUCGCAGACUGGCUGGGGAGCAGAUUCCACAGCUCAAUCACUUGCUGAAUAUGGUGCGGCCGUACCCUUUCUCCACCAACAUUACCCUGCUUCUAGAAGCGAGGAGUUGAAUCCGAACGAUGUGGCAUCAUCUACAGAGGAUUCCCUGCACAUAUCGGCUCAAUAUCCAAACCACCAGGCCGAGGUCGCUGGAUGUCUUGCUGGAGUUGAUGGUCCGUUUGGUAACGAACAAAGCUCGAAUACAUGCUAUUUUUCACCCGGGCUAAUACUCUCGACCACCGAGAGAAGCCAGGAGGCUUCGUCAUCUGCUCUCCCAAGUCCAGUUGCCCUAGCAAGAUCUAACACCCAACGCAAAGCCCGUCUACGACAGCCGGGCUCUCAGGAAUGGGAGCGUCACAAGGAUUCCAUUCAUGACUUCUAUCUCAAACAAAACUUUUCUCUAGAGACUACUAUAAAGAAAAUGGAAGAAGUCUACCAGUUUUGCGCAUCAAAGAAAAUGUACAAGGACAAGUUCAAGCAAUGGAAGUGGUCCAAGAAUCUGCCAAGAGACGUAGCUAUUGGCAUGCUUAGCAAGGCCAACCGGAGGCAUCCGAAGGAGACUAUCUUCCAUUGGAACAACCAAGCGUGGCCAAUUAAGCGGAUCAUGAUAUCAUAUGCCAGAUGUGCUAGUGAUGAGGACCUCCAUAUACCAGAGGAUUGUCCCACGCCGCCAGGUGUAACCUGUGAGACACCAAGACUUCCCGACAUCACCGACAACCCAAACUCUCUCGAUAUACUACAAGAAAAAAAUAGUAGCCUUGAGCCUGUUGACGAAAACAGCCCUGAUACCACCAAAAAGCCGUAUAAGUCUAUCGAUGAAGGGCCUUUCCAUAUAAAGUCUGUUGCCGAAGUGCGCAGUGUCGUCCAAUCAGCUCUGGAUGCUGGCAAAGAACAUGAUCAGGAAGAGGCAGAAUCAGCUCUCAGAAAUGCAUUGUCCUGUUCCAGCCACCUGCUAUCGCCUACCCACAGCGAAACGCUUAAAAUUGGCUAUUUGCUUGCCUCCUUUUACGGCAACAGGGGACGCAUGGAUGAUGCUGAUGACAUUCUUAAUUGGAUGACUCGCAAGCACGUCAGAGGCUCUGAGGCUUGCAACUUAAGAAUUACAACUCACUUGCGUUACAUAAUAGCUUUGCUUCGCUUCUGGCGAAGGACUGAAGAGGCUGAUAUACUUACUUACCGUCUUUUAGAAAGCCAUACGCAUCUGGAGGAACGUCAUUUCAUCCUACAAAGCUCUUCAGGGCCUUAUUCGAUGUCAAAUAAGAUUGUUGAGGAUCUGUUAUCUUCCAGUGAACCAGAAAAGCUCGCCGCCAUGCAAGACAUUUUGGAACUUUUGGUCAGCGAUUCUAACAACCACGAACUACUCCGAGGUCUAUUACCUCGAUAUAUAGAAACUUGCGACAAAAAGGCAAAUGGGAAACUGACUAUCCGAUCCAGAUGUAUUUUGGCGAACAUAUGGGUCAAAGACGCUCAGUUUGAGAGAGCUAAGGGCAUCCUAAGACAAGGUGGUGAUCUCUUAAGACAACAGGUUGCUACUGAGUACCCAUUAGAGCCCUCGACGCUCAAAUUAGCUCAGCGCGUUGCUUUUACAUUCCUUGAAGCGGACGACCCGGAUCAAUGUGUUAAACUACUAGAGGAGGUGGAAGCUGUCGCUGCCGCAAACAUCUCUGAGGCAGGUAAUGUUUACGGCAUGCAGCUCCAUGAUUUUCUCAUCUCGACGGCAUUUCGGCUCCACAAGAGAUCUACAUGUGAGCGAAGCCGUCCUUGGUUUGAGCGCGCUCUUUUACUAUCCCGAGCUUUCUUUGGGCAAGAGCAUGAACGUACCAAGCGUACAGAGAGAGUGCUCGAGACCUGCCGCAUCGAUAGUUUGUGA